AUGGCAAGGCUUGGGGGCCCUACCCCAGCCCUCCUCGUGGGGGUGGGCGUGGCGUCGGUCUUCCUGCUGGCUCUGUUCAUGCGAAGGGUGUGGGCGCAUUCGAGGGAGAGCGAAGAGGAGCGCAGGCGUUUGAGCGCUCUAGAGCGCUUGGCCGUGCUCUCUGCAGCAGCUCCGAAAGCCAACUCGUCAUCAGCCGCAGCAACAGGGGAACUCUUCGAGGAGGCUUUGGGGGCGCUGGAGUCCAACGCUCACAGCCUGCCGCAGGCAAUCCUCCUCGACUUCUACGGGCUGUACAAGCAAGCAACUGAGGGAGACGCCACGGGCAGCGAGCCGCCCAUCUACAAGCAACGUGCUCGCGCAAAGGCUGUCUGGAAUUCUUUCAAGGGGUUGUCUACUGAGGAUGCCAAGGCGAUGUAUGUGCGACUGGCGCUGCAUAUCGGCAUAUUAAGCUCUGCACCUCCUCCCGUCCCUGCAGCAAGCAGCACUCGGGGACGCCCCCAAACGUUUGGGCCGGUACACAGCAGGCCGGUCAUGGCUAAUGAAGGCGCAGCUGCGGAUGACAGCACCCACCACCCCAGGCGGGUGCGAAUGGGGACGGAUUGGAGGCUGCCGCUAGUGUGCCUGUUUUGGAGCGCAUGCAGGUCCAAGGGAGACGCUUUCUGCUGCCAAGUCGCUUCUGGUGACACGAAGGCGGUGGAGGCAGCGCUUAGAGAAAACCGAUCUCUAGUGUCUGCUACUGGCGAUGGGGGAAUGACAGCCUUGCACUUUGCGGCGGACAGAGGCCACCUCGACAUAGCCAAGAUGCUUCUUGCGCAUGGAGCCGACGUGAAUUACCAAGAUGACUUGGGGGAAACGCCGCUGCAUGUUGCCAUCGCAGCCGAGCAAAUGGAUAUGGUUGCACUCCUUAGGAAAGCGGGUGCCAACAUGGCCCUGAAGAACAGUGACGGAGAUUCCUGUGACUCCUUGCUAAACAGCCUCAGAGACUCCCAGCAAGACGACUGA
Molecule: messenger RNA, 1002 nt
Organism: Cyclospora cayetanensis
Lineage: Eukaryota; Apicomplexa; Conoidasida; Eucoccidiorida; Eimeriidae
Product: acyl-CoA-binding domain-containing protein 2
Exons: 9
Coding region: 1-1002 (333 amino acids)
Molecular function (GO): protein binding; fatty-acyl-CoA binding
Source: RefSeq, a predicted model, not a curated record